Messenger RNA from Penicillium digitatum Pd1, 141 nucleotides. Lineage: Eukaryota; Fungi; Ascomycota; Eurotiomycetes; Eurotiales; Aspergillaceae. The record is from RefSeq and is a predicted model, not a curated record.
AUGUCUCCUAUUCCUCGGCAUGCUGUAAAGCUCACACAGAGAAUCCGCAAUCCUACUCUGCGUAAUCUCACCCUAAGUCUCAUCGAAGAGGCUUCUCAGAAGCCUGACCUAGCCCACUUCACUAUCGCCAUCCUCAAGUAA